CAGUGACGUUCUUUUGAACACCAAAAAGGUUAUAUUAUUUUGUUACGAGCUCAUUCUUUGAUGGGCUCUUUGUCAAGCAAAAUUACUCGUAGUUCCAAAAUGGCGAGUUCACAAGAUAUCCAACAAUUUAUCAAGCAAGCAAUUUCUCAGGAUAAAGUAGUUGUAUUUUCAAAAUCCUACUGCCCUUAUUGUACCAUGGCUAAGGAGGUGUUUUCGAAAGUGAAGCAACCAAUCAAGGUGUACGAGCUGGAUGAGCGUGAUGAUGGUAGCGAGAUCCAAGAAAACCUGGCCUCAAUCACUGGUUUCAGAACUGUACCUCAAGUGUUCAUCAAUGGCAACUGUGUGGGAGGCGGCAGUGACGUCAAGGCCUUACAUGCUUCCGGCAAGCUAGAACCCAUGCUCAUUGGUUAAAUUACAUCACAAAUAUUUAAGAAAAUAAAAUAAAUAAUAUUGUUACUUAUAAAAAUGUAAUAUUUAAAUAUUUGUUAAGUAUUUAAAUGUUGUGAUUAUUAUUUGUAAUGCUUCUUCUAAAAGUACAAGUAAUUGUAACUUACAUUAUUUAAUAUUGUUUGUUUAAAUAUUUUGUACUUAUAAGAAUCUUGUAACAUUUAAACACAAAGCUUCUAUGUAGUUCCUGUGAUCAAAUUUCGUCACCAUACUUACCAUUCAAUAUUGAUUUCGUAUUUUAUUAUAUUUUUGCAAAUAAAGAAUUAAUGCAAUGUU
This is a messenger RNA of Spodoptera frugiperda (fall armyworm), 723 nucleotides long. RefSeq lists its product as uncharacterized. Gene Ontology annotation, molecular function: glutathione disulfide oxidoreductase activity. Gene Ontology annotation, biological process: cellular response to oxidative stress. The transcript has 3 exons. Gene Ontology annotation, cellular component: cytoplasm. The record is from RefSeq and is a predicted model, not a curated record. The coding region runs from base 61 to 411 and encodes 116 amino acids. Lineage: Eukaryota; Metazoa; Arthropoda; Insecta; Lepidoptera; Noctuidae.